Messenger RNA from Poecilia reticulata (guppy), 2358 nucleotides. The record is from RefSeq and is a predicted model, not a curated record. Lineage: Eukaryota; Metazoa; Chordata; Actinopteri; Cyprinodontiformes; Poeciliidae.
AUGCUUCUCUUCAGCAAGGACAGGAAAACCUGUUGCUACAAGCUCUGCCUCCUCACAGGAGGAGACCUGCUGUGGACACGGAGCGGCACCAAGAGCAGCACCAAGAGCAGCACCAAGAGCAGCACACGACACAAAGCAACCGCAGGAAACGGAUUUCUAAGGAGGGAUCUUGGCUCCUGCAGCAGCUCCCCCUGCGGCUCUUUUGGCUCGCUCAGCGCUUCCUUAGCAGAGGGUCUGCUGGCAGGAGCAACAUCUGAACAGGUCAUGAAGCCCCAAGAGGCAGAGCUCGUCUCUGAAAUCUCAAAGCUACAGUUCAUGGUCACAGAACUGAAGACGGGCUUCACCAGCGCCCUGCUGGAGCUCGGUCGGAUCCAGCAUGGAGACUCGCACCUGAGGGAGGAGCUGGAGGAGAACAGGAGGAGCUGUCAGAAAAAAGCUUUCCGCUUGGAGGCGCUGGUYGAGUCUCUGAGGGAGGAACUUGGAGUGCUGAGGAGUCAAAUUGUGCAGCUGUACAGCAACAGGGCCGGGUCCGAGCCAGACGGAAAGAGCCUCACGUCCAAACCAAGAGAAAGCGAUCCAGCAGAGCCAGCCGGUGUUUGUGAGUGUUGUGCUCCCCCACCGGCCUGCCUGUCCAGAGGGAAACUGCUCCUUCACUGCUUCCUCCAGGGUCUGAAGGCCGGGCUGAGCGAAGGAACAGAUGCUCGACACCAGGUGGCCAUGCAGCUCCUGCACUCUGAGUGGGAAUACGUGUCGACCCUGAACCAGCUGCACGACAAGUACAAAACCCCGCCAGCUCUCCAGACCACCGUAGAGCCGUAUCAGACGUAUGUGAGGUUCGUGGAGCAGCUCCUGCAGCGACAUGUGCUCUUCAGGAACACCCUGCAGGAGAGGCUGUCCGCCGAACACUGGAAGUCUCUGGUCGGCGACAUCCUGGUGCAGCUCAUCGGCCAAAACGACACAGCUUUUCCAGAUAUGUAUCUCGAAUACACGACGACGUUGGCGUCGUUCCUCUCACUCGAGUUCAACCGGCUGAAUCAGCAAGGGAAAAGCCUCCAAACACAGAGCGGCCAGAUGGAGAGAGAGGAAAUAAAACUGCUSUCUUUGCUGUUGGCUCCUGUUGCUAGGAUYCACAGCUACCUGAGUCACAUCCAGAACCUGCUGCAGUGGACCGGUAAGGAGCAUCCUGACUGCAGCCUGUUGCUGGGGUCUGAGAGAGCUCUGAGGAGCGUUUUGUCCCGCUGCCACGUGAUCUUGGAGGAGGACGUUCGAUGGGAGGAAGAUGAGGAAGCUGAGCAAAGCUGUGAUGCUGCAGUCGCUGCGUCCUCCGGAAGCUGCUGCACCAGGAGCCAGCAGAUAAGAGAGGAGUCCAGCUGUGCUGCUCAGAGAGAUGUCCAGCCGGCUGCUCCCCUCACCAACGGGGUGGAUGGUGGUCACUCCAUGCGCCUGGAGUGCUGGUCCUGCAGCCCGGUGAGGAGGAAGGGCUUCCUGAGAGACCGGGCCGCCCUGAGGCAGCCCGUCUGCCACUGCGGUCAUGCGUGCUGCUCUCUGCUCGCUCCGGACGCCGCGGGAUGGGGAGAAAACAGCGACUCGGGUCAGGGCACCUUCAGCCAGCCCACGGUGAAAUCCACCAACGACCCGGAGACGACGCACGCAAACAGCGAGACGGACGACACCUCCGCCUUUGACUACUCCUCCGUCACCUCCUGCAGCCCGGAUAGCACCCUGCGCAGGGAGGUGGUGGACACCAACAGCGGGGACGACGAGGACGACGAGGACGAGGAGGACAGCCAGGUGCCCGUGCUGCUGAAGCCCUCAUUCAGCCGGCAGCAGCAGGAGCAGCCGGCGGGGGAAACCAGAGGCAGAACUGUGUGUGUGAGGUGGCAGAUUCCCAGAUUCACCCCUCACCCUCCUGUCAGGAGCCCCGCAGGGCCGCAUGCAGAUGGACCGACGCCUUGCCUCAUCAGUUCCUUUGGGAAGAGACUGGUCAGCCUGAGGAAAGGGUCGCCUCCUCCACAUCUGAAAAGUGCCUUCAGGCCCAUCUGGGACGAUCCAUCCAAGCAGGCCGAUUCUGCUCCAGAGAGGGACAGCAGACCUGCUGGGUUCGUUCCAGUUCCAGCUCCAGCUCCAGUCAGGAACAACUUCCAGGCUUUCGCUCCCAGCAGGGAAAACCUGAGACCUGCGCCUGGUCAGCUGGGAGGGACCUAUGGACCAGCUUUGGACGGGGGAGGACUGUGGGACAGUGAGGACAGCGAGGGGCCUUGCAGCACAGUUUGACUUUUUGCAAAAAAAAAAAAUGGCAGAACAUCUAGAUGCUCUUCAUUUCAAUAAAUCCAUUUGAGAUGUUUUGUGUGAGCAACA